Molecule: messenger RNA, 1771 nt
Organism: Gamsiella multidivaricata
Lineage: Eukaryota; Fungi; Mortierellomycota; Mortierellomycetes; Mortierellales; Mortierellaceae
Exons: 5
Coding region: 24-1733 (569 amino acids)
Biological process (GO): tRNA wobble position uridine thiolation
Cellular component (GO): cytosol
Molecular function (GO): sulfurtransferase activity; tRNA binding
Source: RefSeq, a predicted model, not a curated record
UCGCCGAGCAUACAUCAUACACCAUGUCGUGCUCAGUAGACGAACCCACCAUGACAGUAGCCGAGAAGCGAGCCAAGGCUAGGGCAGUCCACGCUGGCUUCUGCUGCAAGUGCAAGACGGCAAAGUCGACCAUCGUCGUUCGAUAUGCUGAAUACUGCGACCCCUGCUUCCUGAUCGCACUCGACUCCAAGUUCAGGACAGCACUUCGUAAUGCCCGUCCUUAUAGAGUCAUUACACCCGAGAAUGUCAUGCUCGCUUUUUCAGGAGGAUCCUCGUCAAGAUCGUUAGUCCAUUUCUUUGACGUGUUCCAUUCACUUCCUCCGGAGGUCAUCUCCAACAAACAGCAGCCAAAGAUCUACAACGACAUUCAUGUCUGUCAUAUCGACGAAUCAUCUCUCUUCGAACCAACAACAGGCGAGGAUUCCGAGUCGCAGUCAACCAUGGAGCAGGCGCAGUCAAUCGCAACAAAAUAUAAUUAUAAAUUCCACGGAGUACGGAUCGAGGACAUCUACGACCCAGAAUGGACAGACUCUCGGUGCUUUGAAGCCGUUGUUGAGAUCAUGACCUCUAGCUCUAAGGAUCAGCUGGCAACUUCUGGUCAGGCACCCGAGUUACUAUCACGGAUUCUCCCUCUCUCACCGACCAUCACAUCCAACAGUACCGUUACAGAGGCAUCAACUACGACAUCCGGUCGGUCGAAAUUGUCACGCGCGGAAAAAACUGAAAAGCUGAAGGCUCUGUUGAGUGCCUGCACGACCUUGACAGCCAAGGAGACGAUUUUGCAACAUUUCCGAUCCAGUCUAUUGAUCCAGCUCGCCAAACGCGCAAAGUGCACGAUCCUUGCAUUGGGAGAUUCAGCAACGAGAGUCGCCAUUCAGAUCAUCGGACUCACUGCCAUUGGACGGGGGUAUUCGCUACCACACGAGACGUCGUUGGUGUCGAAUUGGGUCCAGGGGUGCAAGGUGAUCCGGCCAUUGAAGGACUGUCUGGUGAACGAGCUGGAUACGUUUUGUAGGCUGAACGAGCUUGGGCUGAUUGAGAAACACGCAGCAAGUCUCGACUGGACUGUAAAGACAAAGGGCGAGGUGAAGAGUAUCAGCCGACUUACGGAGGAGUUCAUUACGGGACUGGACAAGGACUUUCCUUCGACCGCGGCGACUGUUUGCAGGACAGCGGCCAAGUUGACUCCGCCGGACGUUACAUAUGAAAACAAGUGUCCUCUGUGUCUUGGCCCCGUUCAGGAAGGUGUUCAGGAGUGGAAAAACCGCAUUACAGUAACCACUGCACCCUCCAGUGCCUCUAACAGCGCAGUAGAGACAUUAGGAACGAAUGAUGGAUGUUGCUCGUCCAAAGGAACAGAAUGCUGUGGAAGUAGCGGUUCGACGUCUUCUUGCAUGCCACAAUCACAGCAGAGCCAUAAUGCGAAUGCAACGUUGCCGUUCUCAGCUCUGCUCUGCUACGGUUGCUUGACGAACUUGCGCGAUCUAAACCUGAAGAUGUUGGGUAGCAAGGACGGUCAGGAUACAUCAUCGUUCGACCUACCUCCAUACGUGGCGGAAACUAUUCUAGAUCGCACAGGAUAUUCAUCGCUAGAGGAAUAUGAGGCGCGGUCGUCAUCUCAUGGUGCCAAGGCUGCCAAUGUGGACCCACGGGAGAGUCUUCGUGAGCAGAUCCAAGAGUUUUUGAUUGUCUCGGAUGAUGAUGAUGACGACGACGAAGAGAAAGACGGAUAGUUCUAAUAAAGAUCUAAUCUAAUGCGACGACAAAAGCG